AUGAAGGUUCUGCUGUUCGGUCUUGUCCUUGGUCUGCUUGUUGCCAGUCAAGGUGAAGCUCAGAUAGACGCCUCACAGUUCACAGGAAGAUGGUUAACCCAUUACAUCGCAGCUGAAAACAUAGAGAAAAUCACCGAGGGUGGGCCAUUCCAUAUUUUCAUGCGUUACAUUGAGUUUGAUGAAGAAAAUGGCACGGUGCACUUCCACUUUUAUAUCAAGAAGAAUGGAGAAUGCAUAGAAAAAUAUGUCUCAGGCAUAAAGGAAGAAAACUUUUAUGCUAUUGACUAUGCGGGUCACAAUGAAUUUAGCCUCAUUAAUGGGGGCGAGAAUGCUCUCGUAACACACACUGUCAAUGUGGAUGGACAUGGCAAGGAGACAAAACUGGUGGGAUUAUUUGGUUCAGGAGAUAGUAUUGACUCAGAAAACAUAGAGAAGUUCAAGAAUGCAGUGAGAGAAAAAGGGAUUCCAGAAGAAAAUAUCCGGAAUAUCAUUGAUAAUGACGCGGGCCACACUGAAUUUCGGGUUGUUAGAUUGGAAAACAACACUCUCAUAGCCGAUGUUAUCAAUGUGGAUGGACAUGACAAGGAGACACAACUGGUGCAAUUGUUUGGCAUAGGAGAUGAAAUCGGACCGAAAUGCAAAGAAGAGUUCUACAACACGGUGAGAGAAAAAGGGAUUCCAGAAGAAAAUAUCCUGAACUUCAUUGAUCAUGAUGACUGUCCAGAGGAGUGA
Messenger RNA from Rangifer tarandus platyrhynchus (Svalbard reindeer), 732 nucleotides. The record is from the annotation of a GenBank genome assembly. Lineage: Eukaryota; Metazoa; Chordata; Mammalia; Artiodactyla; Cervidae.